Alternaria postmessia is the source of this 2374-nucleotide messenger RNA. RefSeq lists its product as uncharacterized. Gene Ontology annotation, cellular component: cytoplasm. The transcript is spliced from 5 exons. The annotation marks the transcript as partial. The record is from RefSeq and is a predicted model, not a curated record. NCBI's taxonomy places the organism in Eukaryota, Fungi, Ascomycota, Dothideomycetes, Pleosporales, Pleosporaceae.
CAACUCUGCGGAUGAUGGACCCCUAAGUAUCGACAAUUUGUACAAAGGUUGGACGGCAGAGCAGAAACAACAGAAGAAGGAUGCACUCGCGGACGCUGUCACACAGACUGAGGGCACGACUGGAGACGCCGAUUUAGAGGCGAUGUUCAAGGCUCAGGCGCUCAAAUCGAUGAUGGGUCGCGCUCUGGGAGGUGCGAACGAGGAAUGUAUGAUGGCGCCAAUUGCAAGCCCUCUCCACAUCACCAAUCUGACGGACGGGGAAACAAUUCAUCAGCGCUGCCUCUUGGUUACAGGUACCUUUACGCUUCCCGUCGCUGAAGGCAGUUACAUCCAUGUCGCUACUAAAGGUGCCAACAACGCCCAAUCGUUUCCCGAGCAGACGUGGCCGAUAGCAGGUGGUAACUUCAAGGCUCUUGUUAUGCUCUCGCCAGGGCAGAAUAUCCUCGAAUUUGCAUACGUCUGCAAUGACUGCCUCGAACACACCAUCGAGAUGAAUGUCAACUACAUUCCGCUCUUGCAAUGUCCACCUCUUCACCUCGCCAUAAUGGUUGCCGCAGACUCUCCAUGCAUCAUCGACUGCCCACCUUCAAAGGCCGCUGGGAUUUCUUCGGCACACUCAGACCUCGACGCAGCAAUCGCCAAGGUCCGCAUGGCAGCUUAUAUGUGGCAAGCUAUGACUGCGGAAGACCUGAGGCUGCAAGGAGCUGGACGCCGAUCGUUCAGAUUGGAUGAGGAAUGGACAGCUGACACGAUCAGUCGUGACUUUCUCAAUGCGCAAGUUGACGGGGCUCUCGAUGGCGAAGGUGCCAUGCGAUCGACGGCCAAAGUCAACAUCAUUCGCUCUUCUAGAACCGUCAAAGAAAUCCGCGAUAAGGAGGUUGCACAACAGAAUCCUUCCGCCCGUCGGAGUAAUGGCUUGUUCGACUACUUUCUGGAAGCGCUCAAGGAAAAGGGAGGACCGUUUGCUUCUGAGGCCCAUCCCAUCGUUGCUGGAUUGAUUCUCGACUCACACUACAAUGUGUCGCAGAAGCUGAUCCUCGGACACGCAGCUUUGGGUUGCCACAACCCCGAUGGAAUCUCGCUGGGCAUGUUCGGUAGCCAUCUGGCCUACUCCUGGCCGCGCUUCCUAGAGGAAGUCACAGGUUGUCUUACAGAUAUCCGUAAACCUGGAGACAAGGUAGGUGAUGACAAUGGAGAAUGCAACACCAUGUGGGAAGCGUGCGCCAUUGGCCAAGGCGCUUUCCUCCAUGAAGUCGGCCAUGCACUUGGAUCGCCUCAUCGUUCAGGCAUCAUGGAGCGCGGAUAUGCACAAGACUGGCCCAAGAACUUUCUCCCCAAGACCGCGUACUCUGGUCGCCUCAAAGCAGAAGGCGUACUUGUCGACCCUCAUAGCACACCUAACAAAGCUCGUUGGAAUCUAGCCGAUGCGCUCUCCUUCCGCAUGCUGCCUCAUUUCCGCCUUCCCAUUGAUCCCGUAAUCAGCGACGAAGAACGCCAAGCAUCCCCCGAGGCCUACGCUGAGCAAAUCGAUGAUGAAGGUCCAUCAAAACUCGUCAUCGGCUCAAGCAGCGGUAUCGUACGCAUCACCUUCAACCACACAGAGACAACCCAACCCCUUGGCUGGAUUCACAGCGCACCGAAGCGCAUGGAGUACAUGGAAUCCGCUCUUGAAGAGCGCUUUGACCGAUCUAAACCCCUACAACUCAAUAUACUCGCCUUCAACGGCAAGGAAACCAGCAUCGGCAACGUAUGGAAGGUCCUCGCCAGCAAAACGUUCAUCCGCAUCCCAGGCUCCAAUAUUCGACUCGCACAGCUCCUUCACGAGAAGGGCAAGGACGGAAAAGUGCACCGCGCCGUGUCCAUCGAUCUGAGAGUAGGAUGUCUAUGGGAUGGAGGUGUGGUGAAGUAUGCAGAUGGCCACACAAGCCAUUGGGGACCUAUGCGUACAUAUGGCAGCAAACACCAUUUCGGUGGUCACGCUUCCGAGAAGCUACGCCUCCCCGAAGGAGUGGAGAUUACUUCUAUCGAAGUCAACCCUAGGGAUGGUGUAAGGAUGCAUCUCAGCAACGGCACAAGCGCGGGCGAGCUCAACACGAGGCAUCACUCGGAGAUUGUGAAGUUGACGCCCAGCCCUAAUGAGUUUAUUGUGGGAUUCUUUGGCAAGAGUGAGAGGGGUGGAGGCUUCUGUGGCGUUGAGGAGUUUGGAAUUAUUACUGUGCAGAGGGAUGUGGGGAUCGCAGGAUUGCCAGAAAGUGUGUGGGAUAUGGAUGAGUUGAAGAAUACUAGUGGAAUGGAAGGGGAUGAGGACGAGAAUCAUUACGACCAUGAUGAAGAUGACGAAGACGAAGAGAUGGACUACGAAGAUGACGAAUAA